AUGGCUGCAAAACUACUCCUGGAAGGCGGAUGUCUUUGUGAAUCCAUUCGCUAUAAGAUAACCUUUCCUGAACACCACGAUCUUUCCAAAGACACUCUAGGCUGCAUUUGUCAAUGCACUCAGUGCCGCAAACAGACUGGCAGUUUCUUUCUGGCAACACUCACCGUCCCUGUCGCAGCCAUACAAUGGCAAGGCGAUUCCGAGAGCAGAAUCAAACGUUUCAACAAGACAGAGAACAUUGACAGAGGCUUCUGCGGUACAUGCGGGUCGUUCCUGUUCUGGUACCCGCGGGGAAAGGAUAUAAGCAUCGCCACUGGAAGCCUCGAUCCUCUUUACUUGCUUGGUGCAGGCGCAGGCAACGCGGACGAUCGCAUCCCAAAUGAUGGUUUGGCGGGACAAAUAUUCAGCGGAUGGUUCAAUGUUGAGUUCUGUGAGAGUGAAAUUAAGGGCAUUACAGACGACAUGCCAGUGCUUCAGAAGGGAAAGAGAUGUCAGGGUGACAGCUCGAAGGUUUGA
Molecule: messenger RNA, 516 nt
Organism: Fusarium poae
Lineage: Eukaryota; Fungi; Ascomycota; Sordariomycetes; Hypocreales; Nectriaceae
Exons: 1
Coding region: 1-516 (171 amino acids)
Molecular function (GO): carbon-sulfur lyase activity
Source: RefSeq, a predicted model, not a curated record